UUUGAUCUGAAGUUUGUUUGAGUGAUUGGAAAACUAAUACAUAAUUAAUUUCGAUGUUUCUAACAGGAUACGGAAAAAAUAAAUACAAAUGAUACAAAAUGACUGGAUAAUUUGAAAUACUUAUCAUUAUUCUAUUAGUAAUUAACUUGCGUAACAAGAUUGCUAUUAUUGUUUAAAAGCCAGUCAUGCUACGAAGAUUAAAUGAAGAGAAGAACUUGAUACGUUGGAAUAGUGAACUUUAUUUUAUGAUUAUAUUUUUUGUACUCACCUACGUAAAAACAGAUGUAAUACGGGAUAUCACGGAUAUUGAUGAAUGUGCCAAUUAUUAUCAAGUGUGUCCACUCGGAACCCGCUGUAUCAAUACCGAAGGCUCGUGGGAUUGCUUGUGCCAAGAAGGACUGAAAGCGAUAGAAACAUCACAUGGUAAAAUGGAAUGUCAAGAUCCGUGUAGCCACGCGAGGUGCUUUAUCACAUCAACAUGUAGGCAUUUUGACAACGAAGAUGGCUACAUCUGCAGAUGUCCAACGGGGCGAAAAGGAAAGUACUGUCAGGGAAUUGAUCAUGAUUUCCAUGAACCAGACGAUACGAAUCAUCCGACAGAUUUCAAAACAACAAUGUAUAUAAUAUGUGGUACAUUAGGGGGAGCAGCAGUAAUUUGUAUAUUCAUAAUAAUUGGAAUAUGCAGAAAACGUUUGCCUGAAAUACAGAAUACACCUUCAAGAACAACCUCUGCAGGACAACACAGUUCUAAUACAGUAAGUAAUGUCUUAGACAUCCCAAUGUCUAAUCAACCACAAGGCCAAGAAGCUGGUAGAUCUAAAGGUGUCCCUCAAAGGGGAAAGACAAAUAAAAGAAACGCGGAAAAGGACAAGAGCUUACAGUCUAAUAGUUACAGAGAUGGACAAAGAGAAGAUUUGACUGAUUACAACAUUUCGCAUUUAAUACGUGACGAACAUCAGUAUGAAACAAUCCGUGAUGAUCAUGUAUACGAAACUCUUCAUACGUAUGUCAACAUGUAAACAGAGUGUAACUGUGAACACUAUA
Molecule: messenger RNA, 1044 nt
Organism: Mercenaria mercenaria
Lineage: Eukaryota; Metazoa; Mollusca; Bivalvia; Venerida; Veneridae
Product: epidermal growth factor-like protein 6
Exons: 7
Coding region: 186-1019 (277 amino acids)
Molecular function (GO): calcium ion binding
Source: RefSeq, a predicted model, not a curated record